AUGUGUGACAGAAAGGACAUGAUAAAAAAUGUUGAUAUGUUGGGGGAAAUGCAACAGGACUCUGUGGAGUAUGCUACUCAGGAACUGGACAAAUAUAACACAGAGGACACUGCAGCCCAUAUUAAGGAGUGUGACAAGACCUCCCAAGUUUCUAGGAGGAACUUUGGUAAUUACCUGACACCUAAAACCAAACACUUCAUCUACUUCUGCCUGGGCCAAGUGGCCAUUCUUCUGUUCAAAUCUGGUUAG
This is a messenger RNA of Manis javanica (Malayan pangolin), 249 nucleotides long. Its product is annotated as dynein light chain 1, cytoplasmic-like. Gene Ontology annotation, cellular component: cytoplasmic dynein complex. Gene Ontology annotation, biological process: motile cilium assembly; intraciliary retrograde transport. Gene Ontology annotation, molecular function: dynein intermediate chain binding. The record is from RefSeq and is a predicted model, not a curated record. NCBI's taxonomy places the organism in Eukaryota, Metazoa, Chordata, Mammalia, Pholidota, Manidae.